UGGGACUGGGAAAGCUGUUGUUGCUUAAUCAUUUGUUAAACUUCCUGAACAUUCCACUUCCUCCAGUUGCAAAAAUGGACAUGGACACUAGCAAACUACACUGGGGACAUCAAGAAUACAAUCUUGGAGAGUUUGCUGAAAAAUUCAAGGACUCCUUUCCUAAGAUCAUCAAUGUGACGGUGGGCUUUCUUGGACAACAGGAACUGGACAGUAUCAGCUCAAGCACACACAUCAUGGUCCACUCCCUGCUCUGCCAGCAGAGAGCAGUGUUUGAGAGCAAACAUGGGAAAGUCCUGUCCCUACCUGUCACCAUCUCUACUGUAGGCUUCUACAUAAUCAGAAAUGAUAGACGAGAAGGACCACCAAUCAGUCUUCAGGCUAUUUUGGAGUCCAACCCACUGCCAGUGAUCAUCCAACCAAUAACGCCACUCGUCCUGCCGUGGCUGUCAGGGGGUCAUAGGCUGGACACACUGACAAUCACACGCACCUAUGAGGAGCAGCUCUUAAUUGGGUUUCCUUUCAGCAGCAAAGGAAUCCUCUCCAGACACACUCCUCUGGUGCUGCCCAUGUAUAUGAAGGAGGUGCGUAUUGCACUGGCAGAGGGGUUGGAGGGACUCGAUCAGGGCCAGUUCGAGGACGCCUGUGCAACAUUGGGGGGGCAGAUCGAUGAACUGGGCCUCAGGAACCUUUUCAUCUUUCAAGAUAUCACCAUUUUGAAUAAGCAAGAGUUGAUUGAAAAGGGUCACGAAUACAUGGAUGUGAAGCCAAUCUACAUGUGCCUGAAGAGCCAGGGUGAUGAAAUCAACCUCUACCAGCACCUUGACUUUGAGACAACCGAGCCUCCUACUUUACAGAGAAAAGCAGCAAGACCCCCACCUCUACCCCCUAAACCACAAUAUUUACAAAUAGCUAGACACAAACUUCCACCCCUUUCUCCAUCAUUGGAGAACAAUUCCCAGUUCUACUCUGGCGGCUCAUGGCACCCACUCUUCUGCUCCUUAGCAGAGGUGCCCUCUAAUCUACGGGACCUGAGUGUGGCACAGGUGUGCUCCUGCCUACGACUGCUCAACUUGGACCAGUACUGCCAGGCCUUCGAGAGGGAGCAGAUUGACGGGGAUCUGUUGUACACAGUUGAGCCCAGCAUGAUGAGGGAGACCCUGGGUAUGGAGAGCCUGCACGUGAGCAAGCUUCUCCGCUUCCGAGAGGGCUGGAGGCCCUUACUUGGGUCUUCUGGAGCUGAGCAGGUUGGGUAGGAAUGGAUUAUCUGUAAUGGGGAUUAUAAUCAGAUUAUAAACAUUUCAUUGGCAAUCUGGGAUCCAAACAACACUAAAGCGAUCAUAGAAGUGACAUUUUGUACUCUUGUGCUGGAUGGUAAAUUAUUUACAUAUUUUAUGUUAGGCUAAGUACCAUUUACAUUAGUAAUGGCUAAAGUGUCAUUCAGAAUAAAGGCUACUUUUUGGAGUAA
Molecule: messenger RNA, 1465 nt
Organism: Oncorhynchus nerka (sockeye salmon)
Lineage: Eukaryota; Metazoa; Chordata; Actinopteri; Salmoniformes; Salmonidae
Product: GRB2-associated and regulator of MAPK protein 2-like
Exons: 5
Coding region: 75-1253 (392 amino acids)
Molecular function (GO): protein binding
Source: RefSeq, a predicted model, not a curated record